Molecule: messenger RNA, 1662 nt
Organism: Seminavis robusta
Lineage: Eukaryota; Bacillariophyta; Bacillariophyceae; Naviculales; Naviculaceae
Source: the annotation of a GenBank genome assembly
CUCAUUCAAUAGAACCACACAGUUGAAAGUUGAAAGCAAGGCUUGGUUGGUUGUUCAUCUACUGUAACCUACAUCGUAUCUAUCUAUCUUGCUAUCUAAGCUAGUAGUCAAGUCCGGGAGUAUUACAGUACUUGUACGACCAUGGUCCAAAUCCAAACCCCUCCCCGCAAUGGCGGCACCGGUGUCAAUAUUGGAGGUACUACCUACAAUGUCCCUGCUGACAAACAGACGGUAGAACGCGUGGGUAUUUUUGUGUGUGGGAUGUUUGUCUUUUGGAUUCUUUCCAGAGUCACAGAUACCUCUGGAGUGGUGGAGUUUUCCUUGCCCAUGGGUAGCAUGGGUAGCACUAAUACAGCCAUGGCCAAGACAGGAGGAGAACUCCGACCCUACUGUGCUGGAACCACCGACUACUUUGAAGAAACGGCCUUGGAAAAUGCCAUUGCUCAAGCCAGACUGUUCCACACACAAGGAGGAAGCUUAAAGUCCGUUCAAAAUCUACUCGACAAGCAUAUUGACACCACUGUCAAAAAGCUGGGGGCAACUUUCAUACCCAACGGAAUGACGGAAAAACAAGGAACCCAAGACGUUACCCAAUUCCUCAAAUCCUACUUUGCUCAGAAUUACGACCCUCGAGGAGGAUAUGGAAGUCCAUUGCCGGGAGAAUACGAACCAAAAAAUCAUCCAUUGAUUCAUGCUGGACGUUACGUGGAGGUUGCUGAUCCCGUUGAUUCCAUUGAACGUUGGGAUGCUUCUCUGGGACCUACCUUUCCCUGUCCCAACUUGCUCCGAUUGGGAAAAAAAGGAGCCGAUGGCACCAAAUGGUACUGUCAGCCCAUGGAACAUGCACAAAAUUCAAACAGCAACAACAAAAACAACAACAACGACUGCCACAUUAUCAGUAUUGGUGGCAAUGACAAUUGGAAGUUCGAAAUGGAAGUCGUUACAACCAUGCCAGGAUGCACCACACACACAUUCGACUGCACCCUACAAAAUGGAACCCCCCAAUGGAAACCAGAAAGAGACGACAUCAAAUUCUACAACUAUUGUAUCGACAGUGUCGAUCGAAAGGAUGGACAUGGCCGACACUACAUUACCUACUUUGACAUGGUACAAAAGGCGCAACUCAGGGCUCCACCGAAAAUGUUGAAAAUCGACGUGGAAGGAUUUGAGUUUGAUGUAUUUUCUUCCAUGAUGCAGCAAGCCAAUAGUAACGAGGAAAUGGCAAUCACCGCCACCACCACCAAGAGUGAUGGAACCAGAGGCAGGGUACAUCAUCAUCCACCUUCCUAUUGGCUGCCUCAACAAAUCAUGGUGGAACUGCACUGGGCCACUCGAAUGACGGGAGUCAGCUGGAUGCCAAGGACACGAACAGCUGCUGAAAUUGCUCUACUCUCCAAUGUCAUGUACACUGGAGGUGGCUACAUGCCAAUCUUUUUGUUCUGGAUCAAGCGCUGUCCAUCCUGCAUGGAGGUUCUCUACUUUCGAACACUGUGCUAAACUACGCGUAUGCGUAUAUGCAUGUACUGGUACUGGUGCGAUGCCGUAUCGUACCGUGCCGUUUAUCCAAUUAGCAAUCUACGUGUAUCUAACUAAGCCUACGGUAGAGUACGGGUAGAUAGGUUGGGACAUAGAUGUAAUUUUAUGGAACCAAAUUUCAUUUUC